GGUCCUAUACUGUAUGUUACCGACACCACCUACUGUAUCUGUAGUGUAUGAGCCAAGAUAUUGAUAUUAACGUGGCCUCAUUUCUUUCCAGAAAACACUGCUCAUUGUGCCUCCCUUCUGGUCAAUGAUGCACUUUCAGUUUAUGUAAAAAAACAGAGGCCACACUGAAGUGCACUUCUAUGGGUAUUUUCUAUUGAAGAAUAGCCUGUAAAUGUAAUCAUGCCUUUAAGGAAUCACGUAUAACCACUAGAACUAUGAUUGUUGAAUUAAAUAAGCGUCAGGACGCACUGAGUGUCAUAAAGGAACAUUUGAAACAAUCUCAUAGUGGUGAAAAGGCCGCUAUUUCUCACCUUGAGGAUUUAAUUUUAGUCAGUUGAGUUUCUGGUGUGAAGCCCAUCCCGUUAAUGGUGGUGAAAUGGUUAAAUUGUGACAAGACAGAGUGAGUAGUGCUCCUUGCUCUACUUGGGAGGAUAAAAGCUUUUUUUUUCUGCGAGAAACUCACAUUACAGACACUUGAAGACGUCUCAACACAAACUCUCUCUGUCUUGAUGCUGUGCGUAACUGCGUGACGGAGUCAAGUGUUCAAAACAGCAACUCAUCACCCAGAUCAAAUUCACAUGUUCAUCGUUAAUGGUCUCAGGAGCCUCUCUGGAACCCUUCAGAUAAAGAAAACAACAAUUUGAGCAAUGGAGAAGUUUGCGUUUUUAUUAAUUUGCCUUCUUGAUGUUCUGGUGUGUUUUGGUACCGGACAGCAACAUUUACGGACACGUGAGGGACCGUGGAGACACCGGAUUCAGUGGGAGAAUAACGGUCAGGUGUACAGUUUACUGAGCACGGGGACUCAAUAUCGCUCACCCACGCAGACCAGAAGACGCCCUCAGCUCUUAUUGACAACAAAAAACCAUUUUAACCGACCUCACCCUCCUGUUGCGCUCAGUAGAUCCACAAGAACCAGAUCUGGAGACCUCGAGGAGGCAGCCGGAGUUCACUCCAAACGUAACGACCUCAGACAAAUGGAUGCGUUGUCUCUUGGUGCUGAAGCAGGUCAGUAUUUGCUCCCCUCUGGACGACCCGGGACACACAAUCAGUCCCCACCGCGAACCGCAACCACUGCAGAUACUGUCGCCAGCGCCCCCGCUUCCCCCACCAUGCAGGAGUUCUCCGGCAGCGGAAUCCCAAGAGGAGGCCGGAGCACACCUGGAGAUGUCACUGGAGCACAACAAACCACUGAGGCACCGGUAAGAUCUCCGGACUUUACGCACGGCGGAGGCGGCCGGACAAGACCAGAGAACUGGGAUUCAACACCCCGGUCACCUGCCACAACUGGAUUGGUCACCAUGGCCGAGGAUGCGGGGAAUGGACGUCCCAUCCCGCAGCAAACCAGUUUGGGAGACGCUCGCAGACCUUACAGAGCGAAUUCAUUAACCAGAGCCACACCAAGGACAAAUCCCACAGCGCUGUCCAGUAACGCGGUAGAAGUACACUUUCCUCGUCCAAGGCCGGAUACAACAUGGACGGAGACGAGUGACCCACGGAAUCCACAUAGUAUUCAUCACAGGAACUCAGUUUUCUAUGAAGUUUACCCGCCCGACCGCAGGAACAGGGUCCCUUCGCGCCCUCCGCCAGGGACUGGCUACGGCACCAGGUUCUUCCACAAUGGUCUCCCAGACCUGGUUCCUGACCCUUACUACAUCCAGGCUGCCUCUUACAUCCAGAGAGCGCAGAUGUACUCACUCCGCUGUGCGGGUGAGGAGAACUGUCUGUCCAGGUCUGCAUACCAUCCAAGUGUGAGAGAUCUGGACUACAGAGUCCUGCUGCGGUUCCCACAGCGUGUCAAGAACCAAGGAACAGCAGACUUCCUUCCAGUGAAGCCCAGACAUGAGUGGGAAUGGCACAGCUGUCAUCAGCACUACCACAGUAUGGAGGCUUUUAGUAACUAUGACCUGCUGGACGUCUCCACUGGACAGAAGGUGGCUGAGGGACACAAGGCCAGUUUCUGUCUGGAGGACACAUCAUGUGACCCGGGGGUACGACGGCGCUUCGCCUGCACUGCCCACACACAGGGGCUUGGUCCUGGUUGCUAUGAUACGUAUCAUGCCAACAUCGACUGUCAGUGGAUUGACAUCACUGACGUACCGCCAGGAAACUACAUACUCAAGGUGACAGUGAACCCCUCUCAGCUUGUCCAGGAGUCAGAUUUCUCCAAUAAUGAGGUGCGGUGCGACAUUAGAUACACAGGAAGCUACGUACAAGCAAGAAACUGCAGGAUCCAUGUAAGCUGACCUGACCGAAGAGAAUAAAUAAGUCAAUCAUUUCUUGCUAACUGCAGCUAAAUGAAUCCUUUUGUAUUUAUGAUAUAUUGUAGCUACAGCCAGGCUGGACUAGAUGUUAAGUUAUCUUAAGUUAUCAAUGGAUUUUUAAGCAAUGCAUGGCUGUACUAUUGGCUGUAUGUGUGCUGUAACCUUGAGGAAAACUUGUCAUCAUAAAUAACAAUGUAAAAAAAAAAAGUCUUAAACAAGCUGUUUUAAAUCCCUUCAAUCAGAUUGCACAACUGAAAUGGUGCUUAUUUCACAGAAAACAGUGGCGCUCUUCUCCCCUGAAAUUUAUUUGCAUUUUGCCUUGGCAGAGAAAAUAUACCUACUUUUGACAAAAUAUGUAUCAAAGUGAACAAUGUAUGACGCCUUUUAAAAUAUAAAGAACAGAUACUCAUGUAUGUGUUUCUUGUAAUGUUGCAUGCAUGAUUUAAUGCAUUUUUACAUAUU
Molecule: messenger RNA, 2762 nt
Organism: Thunnus maccoyii (southern bluefin tuna)
Lineage: Eukaryota; Metazoa; Chordata; Actinopteri; Scombriformes; Scombridae
Gene: loxl5a
Product: lysyl oxidase-like 5a
Exons: 7
Coding region: 687-2282 (531 amino acids)
Biological process (GO): peptidyl-lysine oxidation
Molecular function (GO): protein-lysine 6-oxidase activity; copper ion binding
Source: RefSeq, a predicted model, not a curated record